Molecule: messenger RNA, 1007 nt
Organism: Arabidopsis arenosa
Lineage: Eukaryota; Viridiplantae; Streptophyta; Magnoliopsida; Brassicales; Brassicaceae
Source: the annotation of a GenBank genome assembly
CGUCUCUGCUGACCCUUCUCUUCUCAUUUCAUCGACGGGAGAAAAUCCGAUAUCAUCUGAGGCUCCGGCAGUGGAAUUAAGAUGUCUACAGGAAUAUCCACAGAUCUCCUCGCUCAUUCUAGAGCUUUGAAUUUCUCCAGAACCUACAAAUCUGGUUUAAGCUAUCGAAAGGUGUCUGUCUCGAGAGUCGGGUAUGCUCAGAACAGGAAAUUGAGCUGCAGUGUUUCCAGCAAAGAGAAUGUAGCUCCUAAGGAUGAUGAAAGAGGAAAGGAUAGACCUUUGGUUAAGAUGUGUGGCAUCACAUCAGCCAGAGAUGCUGCUAUGGCAGUUGAGGCUGGUGCUGAUUUCAUCGGGAUGAUUGUAUGGCCGAAUUCAAAACGUUCCAUUUCUCUUUCUGUUGCAAAGGAUAUCUCCAAAGUGGCGAGGGAUGGUGGGGCCAAAUCUGUUGGUGUCUUUGUUGAUGAUGAUGAGAACACGAUAUUGCGAGCAGCUGAUGCCUCAGACCUUGAGCUUGUGCAGCUUCAUGGUAAUGGUUCGCGUGCUGCUUUCUCGAGGUUAGUACGUGAAAGGAGAGUCAUAUAUGUCCUUAAUGCAAAUGAGGAGGGAAAGCUCCUGAAUGAAGUUCCUGAAGAGGAUUGUCAUCUCGCUGAUUGGAUUCUUGUGGAUAGUGCAACGGGCGGGAGUGGGAAAGGAUUUAACUGGGCUCAGUUCAAGUUACCUUCCAUCAGAAGCAGAAAUGGGUGGCUCUUAGCUGGCGGAAUCAAUCCGACAAACUUGUCAGAAGCUCUUUCUAUCCUUCAACCUGAUGGAAUUGAUGUUAGCAGCGGUAUUUGCGGUACAGACGGUAUCCAGAAGGAUAAGUCUAAGAUAAGCUCCUUCAUAACUGCAGUUCGCUCUGUACACUACUAAUGGCAAGCAAUAUAAGCCAAGGUAAUUUAUCUUGUAACUAUAGUUUUGAGCAGCAACGUGUUGUUUCCAAUCUAUGUCAUUAAAGUUUUGAAUUGUAA